CGCAGCGCGCGCUAUUUUCAAGGCCCUCCUUAUAAUUAAUUUUGUGAUGGAUUCAGGAAUAACGACACACAGCUACAGACUGAGCUGAAGCUCUCCUCUCCGUCGCGCACAAAAAUAGAUGCUGUUACUUUUGUCUGGCGCUGGUGAUGAUGAGGAGCAGAGGGAGUGGCUCGCGCGCCUCCAGCACCAGUAGCGCGCGGUACUGACACUACAAAGGGUUAACACUGGAGCUGUUGUCAAGUGCACAGCCGAGAUCCAGGGGCUGUUGUAUCGAGAGGAGAGGACACUUGUGGAGCAGCUGUCUCACGAGCAGCGUCUGGCAUAAGGACACAAAGACAUGGUUAUGCGCGCGAGCUGAUGGAAAAAGUUAGCGUUGAUGUCUGAGGGUUUGGGUCAGACGAGUGGAAUUACUCUUCAUGUUUGGAGAGGAGACGCGGGACUCAGAUUCAAAUUUAUGAGAUGACACCUGAUGAUACAAAUUAAAAUAGUUAACCAAAUAUGGACACAACGGCGCGAGGGUUCGAACUCUGAUCUGAACGUGGACAAAAUUGAGGCGCGUGGACACUGUGGGGUCACCCCUGUCCUAACUCUAGUCUCCGGUCCAAAUUCUGGUCCAGAUGAUCAGCUCAGUGUGCGUGUCUUCUUACCGUGGCCGCAAGUCCGGCAACAAACCUCCAUCAAAGUCAUGUCUGAAGGAGGAGAUGAACCGCGGAGAGGACUCGGAUAAAAUCAUCAUCAACGUGGGUGGCACGCGGCACGAGACAUACAAGAGUACGCUCAGGACGCUGCCCGGCACGCGGCUGGCCUGGCUCGCUGACCCUGACCCGGCCAGCAUUGACUCGGACCAUGCGCCAGCGCCACCUACAAGCUCAGAGUUCUUUUUUGACAGACAUCCGGGCAUUUUUGCAUAUGUCUUGAACUAUUAUCGCACCGGAAAGCUGCACUGUCCUGCGGAUGUGUGCGGUCCGCUGUUCGAAGAAGAACUUGCAUUUUGGGGCAUCGACGAGACGGACGUGGAGCCAUGCUGCUGGAUGACGUACCGCCAGCACCGUGACGCAGAAGAGGCGCUAGAGAUGUUCGAACCCCCAGAGCCAGAGGAGUCCGAAGAAGACCGGGAUGUCCCCCGAAGGUUUGGUAUAGAAGACUGUCCAGACCGCUCCAGGAGCUGUGGGCGGCACUGCUGGCGCAUCUGGCAGCCUAAAAUAUGGGCCUUGUUUGAUGACCCCUACACAUCCCGGGCUGCAAGAGUGAGUGUGCACAAUAGAGCAUUACACACCUUUGCAAAACAGGUGCUUCAGGGCUGGCCCUAUCAGAGAGCUCACGUGGAAAGUUUCAGCUUGGUUUAUCCAAAUUGUCAGGUCACAAUGCUGGCGCCUAUAGAACAGCCUUAAAGGAUCAUAAGGCAAUCAAGCAUUUAGACUAUCUAAGGAAAUCAAUUUAUGGAAAUUCAAAAUCCAUUUGAAUCUAUUCCCCAUUCUUAUGGCUACCAGCAGCAAGCCACAUAAAUAUAUUUUUUUAUUGAUAUAUUGGCAUGCGUACAUUUAGUCCUUAUCAACUGUUUCUUUAAUGGCCUCUAAUGACUAUAUGGAACUACAUAUUAUAGACAGUUAAAGCUCUAUAUCAGUAAUAGCUUCAUGAAAAAUUUAUGUUAACAUUUACCCAAAAGAACUGUGCAGGAAAUAGUCCUGAAAAAUGCACUGUUAUGUACUGCAGAGCUGGUGACUGAGGCAUGGUUGUUGUUAUUGUCAUUGUUAUAUUGAAAAUAAUCAUCUAUGCCAGUCUACUCAACUGUUUUGGUUUGUAUCGACGCAUUCUUCAGUUUGGGUUUAAAUAUGCAGCAGACAAAAGUAAAAAGCUGUUUCACAAUAAAAUUACAAGUGCACCCACACAUAAUGUCCAGCAGUAGCUCUCAAAGGCCCUUAAAACUCUGCAGCCAUCAGGGACAGUAAAAGGUUGUGCUUUGGAGCUGAAGUAUGAAGUCAGCUCUGAAAUACCACUGUCUGUUUUUGUUUGUUUUUUAAAUAAACUUUUCUUAAUGUGACCAUAGGAACAGGCUAGCUUUUAUUUAAUACUUGUAUUAUAACCACAAGUUAGGGCUUAAAGAUGAAUCCCUAGUUAAAUUAAAAACAUCAUUUGUACAAACCAUGGAGAUUGCAGUUAACCUUCCUUGUGGAGGGUCUGUGACCUGCUUGUUUACAGGUCAGGUUUGUGGAAGGCGAGCCGGCUAACAGUAAGAAAGCAUGUUUUUUGUAAUUGAAUACAUGGUAGAAUUUUAAUGCCAUACUCAGAAGCAUUAACAUCUCCAUUGUCUGCCACUUGCUUAUAUCCAUAGGCAUGUUUUUCUUUUGCAUUGAAUGUUCCACAAUAAAUGUAUUCAUCUUAUUUUGUAAAACAUGCAGUCUUACCUCUCCACAAAUCUGACCUAGCUAGUGCCUAGCCCACCUACUCACCGCCAUAGAGAUAGAUAAGCCAUACUGCAAGCAAUAAAAUCUCUGUAGAGACAAGGAGGUGACGGAUCCUUCAACAGAAAAGUUACGUGGUGCACCUUUUAAAGAUUAUGUGGUGACUUUCUUAUGUCCCUUUAAUUUGAUGAAAAUGACACAGAGUGGAGUGGAUGCAGGAAUAAGAGUUGCUGUACUGUAAAACUCAAUUUGCCCUCACUAAGUUUAGGGGAGCAUAAUGUGCAGUGUCUGUAAUGUACAACAAAAGCAGUUCUAUCUGAGAGAGCAGCAGUCUGAAAAAGCUGGUGUCGGGUAUCACCGAGCACUGUGCAGGGCUUCAGGCAUUCAUUAGUGCAAAAGAAAAAAACACAUUUAGUUGAUAAAGACUGAAGAGGAGAGUCGCUCUGGUUUCUGUUUGUCUGUGAACGUGGCUGAGCACUGUAUUCAAAGAGACUCCGGUGGUAAUGUAGAGAGUGUUUAUUUAAGCUGGUCGUCCAGGUGGUGGAGCAGCUGACAUUUCUGAGUCACAGCUGCCACCAAAGACCUGCUCUAUCUGUCAGCCAUAUUUGUACUGGAUCUAGACUUUGUGUGGAAAUAGCAAAGAUGACAAUAAAAAGGCUGUAGAGGUUGCAGUCGAGUAAUGGUGGGCACUUGGGUUAACUCUUAACUAUAAGGCUAGGCUAGGCCUAUUGUUUAAUAAAGCUCCAAAAUUACACAAAAUGGAUUCUUGCGUUUUAACUAUUAACCAUAACUGUUAUAAUGCUGUUACCAUCAAAACAUACCAGGAGCUCAGUUUUGUUUUAUUCACAUAUGUUUGAUUAAUCCUUUGUUACUUGGUCAAAAUCUCAAAAAUCUCAAAAUGCUCUCUUCCACUUUGUGAUGUCAUGGAGCAGUAUUUUUCAGGUCAACAUCUAUUUGUCUACCUUUUGUUGAGCUGAGACUGGCAAUUCUAGGGCCACAUCUGUGUUUAGCCUCAAAAACAUUCCUUAGUAAAAUUCAUUAUUUGUUGAUAAAUGCUGGAUUUUGGCCUCUCAUCCAGCUGCUGCUCCACCCCUGGACCCCCCUCUGGUUUGUUUGUUGUGGCAGACCCCGUGCUGCAGUAGAUAAUGCCCCUCUAUUGUCUCCUAAUGCAUGAUUUCAUUAAUUUGUGAACCCCCUGUAAUUAAUCACUGCUGUGGUAAUGGGCUUCAACCUGUUAUCAGCCACGACCAAUUAAAACCUCUGUCUCCCCCACAGAUGAGCAGGCUCUACCUCUGUGAAUCAAUGUGUCUUUGUUAUAACUUCACAAGGAAGUGGAGGUGUGAGAAUGUUCAGGACUAUAUUUAUUCAGACCUAUCUU
This is a messenger RNA of Boleophthalmus pectinirostris (great blue-spotted mudskipper), 3780 nucleotides long. Its product is annotated as potassium voltage-gated channel subfamily C member 4-like. Bases 618 to 1391 code for a protein of 257 amino acids. Gene Ontology annotation, biological process: protein homooligomerization; potassium ion transmembrane transport. Gene Ontology annotation, molecular function: delayed rectifier potassium channel activity; protein binding. The transcript is spliced from 2 exons. Gene Ontology annotation, cellular component: dendrite membrane; axon; voltage-gated potassium channel complex. The record is from RefSeq and is a predicted model, not a curated record. Lineage: Eukaryota; Metazoa; Chordata; Actinopteri; Gobiiformes; Gobiidae.